AUGUACGAAUGGAAUUGUGAAAAGAGGCUGAGGCGUGCUCAAGCGAUACAUGUCAAUGAAUGGGGUCUCGCCUGUCGGUCACGAUCACAGAGCAUUCAGCCGGAUGGGAUAAUCGAGAGGAAGGAGCUUUUAGAUUUUCUUAUCUUACACAGCAACUGCUGGCUUCCUCUCGGCUACAAUUUCCCGCCGCGGAGAGAGGGGAGUGAGCUUGAGAAUCUAGAGACGCGUGUUUCGGUACGAUUUUCCUCCAUACGACGUCUUCUCUGCUUCCCCGAGACCCUAGCCACAACAAACGACGUUCUCAGAGCGCUUAGGCUAAACCUACUGAGCGUAACGGUUCGGUCGCUACAGCAUGAUAUCGCUAUGCAUUCUUUUCACCCUUUCCUUCUUUCCACACCCGUCAAAAAACCCUCAUCAUCCAGUAUGGACAAGUAUACGUUCGAGCCUUCAUCGAAGGUACUGCAAAUGAGCUCUAGGACCAUUGAAACCCUCUCUUACGAGUCUCUUCGAAUGCGAUAG
Molecule: messenger RNA, 519 nt
Organism: Marasmius oreades (fairy-ring Marasmius)
Lineage: Eukaryota; Fungi; Basidiomycota; Agaricomycetes; Agaricales; Marasmiaceae
Exons: 1
Coding region: 1-519 (172 amino acids)
Source: RefSeq, a predicted model, not a curated record